This is a messenger RNA of Bufo gargarizans (Asiatic toad), 3581 nucleotides long. It is a transcript of the gene SRCIN1, whose product is annotated as SRC kinase signaling inhibitor 1. NCBI's taxonomy places the organism in Eukaryota, Metazoa, Chordata, Amphibia, Anura, Bufonidae. The record is from RefSeq and is a predicted model, not a curated record. Gene Ontology annotation, biological process: regulation of dendritic spine morphogenesis. The coding region runs from base 93 to 3581 and encodes 1162 amino acids. The transcript has 19 exons. Gene Ontology annotation, cellular component: postsynaptic density; cytoplasm; actin cytoskeleton.
UGUUUUUUACUGGAGCUAUGCUUUAUUGAUUCCUGGUAGCUUUGUGAGCAUCGUCUGGACUUUAAUGAGAUUCCAGCCGGUCUGGGACGCACAUGAUCUCUGCGGACGAUGCUGAAUACCCUCGAGAGUACCGCACUCUCGGUAACGGGACAAGGCGUUUUUCUAAUGUGGGCUUGGUGCACACUUCAGAGCGCCGGCACACUGUGAUUGCUGCCCAGAGCCUGGAGGCACUCACCAAUCUCCAGAAGUCUGAUAUGGAAAGGAAGAGAGACGCCUUCAUGGAUCACCUAAAGAACAAAUACCCUCAACAUGCUUUGGCCAUUCGUGGUCAACAGGAGAGAAUUCGAGAUCAGCAACCAAACUACUGGAGCUUUAAGACUAGGAGCUCACGUCACUCCCAAAGCUCCCAGCCCGGCCUUGCAGAUCAAGCAUCCAAAUUGUCCUUUGCUUCAGCUGAAUCCCUGGAGACCAUGUCUGAAGCCGAGCUGCCACUUGGUUUUAACAGGAUGAACCGUUUCAGGCAAAGCCUGCCUUUGUCUCGAUCCACCAGCCAAACCAAACUACGUUCACCAGGUGUCUUGUUCCUUCAGUAUGGCGAUGAGACAAGACGGGUGCACAUCACUCAUGAAAUCACCAGCAUGGACACAUUACAUGCUCUUAUAGUGCACAUGUUCCAGCAGAAACUCACCAUGGGAAUGUUGAAAUCUCAUAACACGGCUAUACUAAUCAAAGACGAGUCCCGGAAUGUCUUCUAUGAAUUGGAAGAUGUCAGAGACAUUCAGGACAGAAGUAUUAUAAAGAUCUACCGGAAGGAGCCCAUUUACUCCUCGUUUCCUGCUCCUCACAUCACCAACGGGGACGUGAGACGUGAGAUGAUGUAUGGGUCCAGAGAUUCUUCCCCUACUCAACGCAUCAAUAGUAUGUCUCCUGCUCCUCAUAUGGCCUCGGGAUCCCCUCCUCCAGUACUUCAGUCCUCCUCCCCAGCACGCUCUCGCAUGUCUUACAGUGGUGGGCGACCACCUUCUUAUGCUGGAAGUCCCGUGCAUCAUGGGGACAGAAUGUCUGGUCUUCCUCCAGCCCAAGGAGUCUCUCCUAGUCCUAGUGCUAUCUUGGAGAGACGGGAUGUGAAGCCUGAUGAAGAUUUGACCAACAAGAAUGUGGUGCUGGUGAAGAAUGAAGGACUUUAUUCAGAUCCUUAUGGAAUGGUCCAUGAAGGAAGACUUAGCAUUACAUCCACUCAGUCCCUAGCUGGACUUGGGGACCCUUUCUCGUACCCUGGGGGGCUAUACAAGCGUGGAUCAGUGCGUUCUCUGAGCACAUAUUCUGCAGCUGCUCUACAGUCCGAUCUAGAAGAUGGAAUGUACAAACCUAAUUCUCAAAUAUAUGGAGACACAUAUGGUCCUGGAAUGGGUUUUCGUAUCCCACCGUCCUCACCUCAGAAAGUGUCAGAUGGAAGGAUGGUGGAUGUUAACCAGAGUCAGGGUCCCCAUAGCCCUUAUUCUGGACCUUCCAGCCGCUCCUCCCCCGUUCGCCAGACAUUCCGCAAAGAUUCUUCGUCUUCAGUUUUUAUGGACAGCCCUGUUGGUAAGCAAAGGAAUCCCAGCUCUUCCUCUGGCACCAAUGAAAUAUUCCCUGGGCCAGGUGAACGUCCUCUGUCUGGUUUCAGCUCUCCAGUGCCCACCAAAGAGGUGGAGACAAGAGAACGGAUGGAAGCAAUGGAGAAACAGAUUGCUAGCUUGACGGGACUGGUCCAGUGUGCUCUCAUGCAAAGUUCCCACAGUGAAAAUCCCAGUGAGAAGACAGACUCAACAAACAGUGGAUCAACAACUGCCGGACCUCAAAAUGCUGGUACCCCAUUGUCCAGUUCUACUCCAGGAUUUACUUCAACCCCAGCUGACCAGAGUAAAGCAAUCAGCCGCCUGCAAAUGCAGCUUCAUCUUCAUGACCUGCAACAUAAUGCCAGCGAACUAAGGAAUCAGCUGCAGCAGCUGAAAAAAAUGCAGCUGCAGAACCAGGAGACCAUGCGUAGUAUGUUGAAACGCACAGAGACUGAGAUCAGUGUGAGGGUUACAGACACCGUGCGCAAACAAGAAGACCCACUACAACGGCAAAGAGCUAUGGUGGAGGAAGAGAGGCUGAAGUACCUGAACGAGGAAGAGCUGAUAACCCAGCAGCUCAAUGAUUUGGAGAAAUCAGUGGAAAAGAUUAAGAAAGAUCUUGCGCACAACCACCGCCUGAUAUCAGUACAGGAACUGGAGGAGAAGGCUGUAGUGCUUAAACAACUUGGAGAGACCCUAACAGAGCUGAAGGCUCAGUUUCCCAGCUUGCAAAGUAAAAUGCGAAUAGUUUUGCGUGUGGAGGUGGAAGCAGUGAAGUUCCUGAAGGAGGAGCCACAUCGCUUGGAUGGGCUUCUGAAGAGAUGCAAGAUGGUCACAGACACACUGGCUCAGAUACGCAAGCAAGUAGAUGAAGGUGUUUGGAACACUCCAGAGAACCUUCAUAAUCCCUCUCCCAAGCAAAUGGCAACUGAUGGAGAGUUUUCUAAAAACACAGAUUUUGAGCUUCCCUGUAGCCCCCCAACAAACUUUGCACAGCUUAAUGAGUCUCAGAUACCCAACUGGGAACCUAUCUGUCAUACUGAUGCUGCCUCUCGUACUAGUACCCCAACCCGAGGGGAGAUGGUGACCGUGAAGACUCAGACACUCCCAGAGACACAGAACAAGAAAGUGGGAGCAGAGAAAUCGGUUUCGGUUGAGGCAGCUGAGCGAGACUGGGAGGAAAAACGUGCUGCACUGACACAGUACAGUGCCAAAGACAUUAACCGCCUACUGGAAGAGACCCAGGCUGAGCUCAUGAAGGCUAUUCCAGACCUGGACUUUGCAGCCAAGCACAAACCUACUGGAAGUGCAGCAUCUACCCCAGAGCACCGAGCCAGCAAACCACAGCCAGCACAAAAACUUAGCACCAAAUUAGAUCCCAAUGGGAGAAGAGGCUCUGAUGAACUGACAGUCCCUAGAUACAGGACUGAAAAGCCAUCCAAGUCCCCUCCUCCCCCUCCACCCCGUCGCAGCUUUCCAUCCUCACAUGGGAUUACCACAACUCGAACUGGGGAGGUCAUCCUCACCAGCAAGAAGGAUUCCACUUUUAUCAAGAAGUCUGACUCUGAGGAACUGGAAAGCCAGAAACCUCAGGUGAAACUUCGUCGAACUGUGUCUGAAGUAGUUCGCCCAGCAUCCACCCCCCCAAUCAUUGCCUCCGGCAUCAAAGAUGAUGAUGAUGAAGAUCGGAUUAUUGCAGAGCUAGAGAGUGGGGGUAUGUCAAUUCCACCAAUGAAGAUGGUAAAUCCAGUAGGUUCACGGCUAAAGAGCAUUCAGCAAAGCGGUGGAGACAAGAGCAACAAACACUCCAAACAAAGGAUGGAAUACAUGAGGAUCCAGGGCCACCAGCAGGCAGCUAGAUCAUCUAAAGAGGCUGGUAGUAUGAAUGAGAAUAACCCUGGAUCGGAUAAAAAUGCACCUUCUCGAACCUCUAUCCCCGUACUGACUUCCUUUGGUUCAAGGAACUCCUCUAUUUCCUUCUAA